CCACAAGCCACCGGCGAAAGUGCCGGUAUAUAUGCCAGUGAUUGGCACGAUGUAACUUCAGUGUGCACCUCCGAACGAAACCAUGAGCACUCCACAGAAACUUCUCAUACUCGCUUUGGUGGCGACCACGACCCUGGCCAAAGACUCUAAAGAGUCUAACACCAAGGCUGCCGUCGAGACGAAGGAAAAGAGCAAAAGAGGAUUGGAACUCAGUUUGGGUGGCGGUGAUUUCGGAGGUUUCGGUCACGGGGGACUGAGCCUUGGAGGCGGUGGACUGGGUGGACAUGGAGGCUUGAGCCUUGGAGGUGGUGGAUACGGUGGACACGGAGGCUUGAGUCUUGGAGGUGGAGGAUUCGGCGGAGGAUUCGGUGGUGGACUCGGUGGUGGUGGCGGCGGCGGUGGCGGUGAUGGCGGAAGAAUCACUGGCAUCACGAUCCACCAGGAGAAGCAAAUCCGUGUGCCUCAGCCAUACACCGUUGAGAAGAAUAUUCCCGUGCCAGUUCCGGUUCCGGUCAAGAUCCCAGUGGAGCGUCCAGUACCAGUCCACGUGCCGAAACCUUACCCGGUCCCUGUAGAGAAACCAGUCCCGGUGCCAGUGGAGAAACCGGUCCCAGUGCCGUACAAUGUGCCCGUCAAAGUACCAGUCUCGGUACCGUAUCCAGUCAGCGUACCCGUAAAGGUGCCAAUUGCAGUGGAGAAGGAAGUACCCUACCCGGUCAAGGUCCCUGUUGUAGUCAAGGAGUCCUACCCUGUCCUCGUUAGCAGUGGCCAUGGCGGAGGCGGUUUCGGUGGCGGAUACGGAGGCGGAUACGGAGGCGGAUACGGAGGCGGAUUCGGUGGACACGAGCUGUCCCUGCACCAUUGA
Messenger RNA from Nomia melanderi (Alkali bee), 865 nucleotides. RefSeq lists its product as uncharacterized. NCBI's taxonomy places the organism in Eukaryota, Metazoa, Arthropoda, Insecta, Hymenoptera, Halictidae. The record is from RefSeq and is a predicted model, not a curated record.